This is a messenger RNA of Phyllopteryx taeniolatus (common seadragon), 9646 nucleotides long. It is a transcript of the gene grik5, whose product is annotated as glutamate receptor, ionotropic, kainate 5. The record is from RefSeq and is a predicted model, not a curated record. Gene Ontology annotation, biological process: monoatomic ion transport; synaptic transmission, glutamatergic; modulation of chemical synaptic transmission. The transcript has 22 exons. Bases 1783 to 4995 code for a protein of 1070 amino acids. Gene Ontology annotation, molecular function: transmitter-gated monoatomic ion channel activity involved in regulation of postsynaptic membrane potential; kainate selective glutamate receptor activity. Gene Ontology annotation, cellular component: presynaptic membrane; kainate selective glutamate receptor complex; postsynaptic membrane. NCBI's taxonomy places the organism in Eukaryota, Metazoa, Chordata, Actinopteri, Syngnathiformes, Syngnathidae.
UUGAGGAAAAAUACCUUGGAGGGAGAGAGAGAGACUGAGGGAGUGGGUGGGGGGGAGUGCAGAAAGAAAGAAAUGAUUAGAUUGGAGAGUGUGAGAGAGGUGCACUAUUGAGCAAGUGGAGAAGAGAGUGUGGAGGAGGCGAAGUGGAUGCAGCUGAAUUAGAGAGGGGAAAAAAGUGCAAGCCCGGGUGGAUGUACUAUAACGGAUGGACGGAAGGACAGAUGGACGGACGGACGGAGCAACCCAUGGAUGUAUGCUGAACGUCGAGAGACCGGGAGACGAGCGAGCGAGCAUCUGCAUCCCCUUGUGUGUGUGAGAGAGAGCGCGCCGCAGUGAGGCAGGAAAAUAGCGCACGGUCCUCAGCCUCAGCCAGCGGAGUUGACGGGGGGGACCUUGUCCACAACACAUUGGUAUUCAGCGGACGGAAGCGCCACGAUCUCACUGCGCCUUUCCCCAGGAUGGAAUCACAGAGCGGGGAUUGUGCGUGGCACUGGAGAGCCCCCCUCUGAUGGAUGUGAAGGUGGAAACGGAGUGCAGUGGCAGCACGCACCCCUGGGCGACUGCUCGCUAAACUGGUACCAGCACAGUCAGGAAGGCCCUUUGGAAGAGUACAUUGGCCAGCCAAAGCCAUCGACCCGUUGAGCAGAUAAUUCAGCUUGUCGAGGAUCAUCACAGACCAAAUAGGCUACAGUGAUGCCCCAGCAAGGCGGUGGAGCCUUCAGACACGUCCAGAGCCAUCUCCCGGAUAUCCUGUUGAGAUUGCAACAUUUGGCCGCAGACCCUCUCUUCCACAUCGAGUAAUUGAAAAUACCCAUCUCCUCCAGAGAAGACUUUGUGUCCCGAUUCGCUUGUCAGGGCAGGAGGAGAGCUCAUAUUUAUGAGGAACAAUUUUAUCCCUCUUUUUUCCCUUCCUCUGUUCUCUCUUACCCUGUAGUUAUUGUUUAGCAAGAUAAAGCACAGUGCAAUUGUUUUUCAUCCUGAUGGAGUAGACUGUCUGCAAUAGAUAACGAACAGGUAGAAAAGAGAGAGAAAUAACAAGGGUUCUUAAAAGCCUCUUGUUUCGGACUGCGAUGGACCGGGUAGAGAGCGGGAAGGUUUAGAAACCCGCCGAUGGAAAGAUGACUCGGUAAACAGGUAGACAGACGGGAAGACUGACAGACAGGCGAGGCAUGCGACUCAUUGUCAUUCCGAGCGGCGUGUGAGCGGGGGAGAAAAGGGACCGCGAGGAGGGUAGGGUAGAGGCGACGGCGGCCCUGUUUUUGCAGCAGGCCUGCCUGCGCUAAUAGAACAGGUGGAAGGCAGGAAGGAAGCACGGGAGGAAAGAGAGCAGGUGUGCCGAACCCUCCUCUUCGUCUGCUUGCCGUUUACUCUUUUAUGGCCCCUUCUUCAGUCAGCUGGAGAGGUGAUUGCUUUCCCGACGAAGAAGCCGUUUGCUCGCUCUCUCUCAUGUCACGACCCAAACGAAAGAAAAACAUGCCUCGCUAUUGAUCAGACCCUGAGGGAUUAUUUUUGUUUCCAUCGCACAAUAAACACAGAAAUCCUGCGGAUUGCUUCAGAGUGUCCUACGCAGCACCCCACCAUCUAAUAAGUGACAUACCAUGCACCCCUCUGGCUCCCCCAAGGCCGACCCCCUUGGCUGAGGCUGAAGCCUGCAGGUCUCAGAUCUCGGUGCCAGUUCUCCCCCACUUUUUCUCCUGCUGCAGCGCUUCUGAUUACCGUCUUCAUUCCUUCUGUGGUGGUACAGGCAGCCAGCAGACCAUUCUCCAUGAGGAGCAGUAGAAGAUGCCGGCUCUGCCAGCACUGUUGCUGUCAAUACACUUCCUGUUCUUGCUCCUGCUAGCCAGCAUGCCGCCACGCUCGCUCUGUCAGACCCCUGUACUUUCCGCUAUUCGCAUGGCGGCCAUUUUGGACGACCAGUCGGUGUGUGGGCGCGGCGAGCGUCUGGCUCUGUCGUUGGCUAGGGAAAACAUCAACAGCCUGAUGGAGGAUCCGGCCCGAGCUCGAGUGGAGGUGGACAUCUUCGAGCUGCAGAAAGACUCCCAGUAUGACACCACUGACACCAUGUGUCAGAUUCUACCCAAAGGUGUCGUGUCGGUGAUAGGUCCUGCGUCCAGCCCCGCCUCUGGCUCCACUGUCAGUCACAUAUGCGGCGAGAAGGAGAUACCGCAUGUGAAGAUCGGCCCGGAGGAGACACCCCGCCUGCCGUACCUCCGGUUUGCCACCGUCACCUUGUAUCCCAGCAAUGAGGACCUGAGCCUGGCUAUCGGGGCCAUCCUGCGCUCCUUCAGCUACCCAUCGGCCAGCCUGGUUUGUGCCAAGGCCGAAUGCCUGCUGAGAUUGGAGGAACUGGUGCGCCGCUUCCUCAUCUCCCGCGAGACGCUGUCAGUCAGGAUGCUGGACGACAACCUGGACCCAACCCCGCUGCUCAAGGAGAUCCGCGACGACAAAGUCGCCACCAUCAUCAUCGACGCCAACGCCUCUGUCUCCUACCUCAUCCUGAAGAAGGCAUCCGAGUUGGGGAUGACAUCACCAUUCUACAAGUACAUCCUCACUACCAUGGACUUCCCACUCAUGAGGCUGGAUGACAUCGUGGAUGAGCAGUCUAACGUAGUGGGCUUCUCCAUGUUCAACACCACCCAUCCCUUCUACCUAGAGUUCAUCCGCAGCCUCAACCUGUCAUGGAACGAGGGCUGCGACCUGUCCUACCCGGGCCCAGCGCUGUCGUCAGCCCUGAUGUUUGAUGCGGUGCACGUGGUGGUGGGGGCGGUGAGGGAACUGAACCGCAGUCAAGAAAUUGGAGUGAAGCCGCUCAGCUGCACCUCGCCUCAGAUAUGGCAACAUGGGACCAGUCUUAUGAACUACCUGCGCAUGGUGGAGUACGACGGCCUAACGGGGCACGUGGAGUUCAACAGCAAAGGUCAGAGGACCAACUACACCCUGCGGAUCCUGGAGAAACACAGAGGAGGCCACAAAGAGAUUGGGAUCUGGUACUCCAACAACACCUUGGCGAUGAACUCCACCAGCCUGGAUAUUAAUGUGUCGGAGACGCUUGCCAACAAGACCCUCAUUGUCACCACCAUUCUGGAAAACCCGUAUGUGAUGCGCAAGGACAACUACCAGGACUUCCAAGGCAACGACCAGUACGAGGGCUUCUGCGUGGACAUGCUGAGGGAGCUGGCGGACAUCCUCAAGUUCUCAUUCAAGAUCAAGCUGGUGGACGACGGGCUGUACGGUGCCCCCGAGCCCAACGGCUCCUGGACGGGCAUGGUCGGAGAGCUUAUCAACAGGAAAGCCGACCUGGCCGUGGCGGGCUUCACCAUCACGUCGGAGCGGGAGAAAGUGAUCGACUUCUCAAAGCCCUUUAUGACCCUGGGGAUCAGCAUCCUAUAUAGGGUUCAUCUGGGUCGUAAGCCGGGUUACUUCUCCUUCCUGGACCCUUUCUCGCCGGCCGUCUGGCUCUUCAUGCUGCUCGCCUACCUGGCUGUGAGCUGCGUGCUCUUCCUGGCUGCAAGGCUGAGCCCCUACGAGUGGUACAACCCUCACCCGUGUCUGCGAGAACGACGGGACAUGCUGGAGAACCAGUACACGCUGGGCAACAGUUUAUGGUUCCCCGUCGGCGGCUUCAUGCAGCAGGGAUCCGAAAUAAUGCCCAGGGCCUUGUCCACCAGAUGUGUCAGUGGAGUGUGGUGGGCAUUCACCCUCAUAAUCAUCUCGUCAUACACGGCCAACCUGGCCGCUUUCCUGACCGUGCAGAGGAUGGAGGCCCCCAUCGAGUCCCCGGAUGACUUGGCCGACCAGACCAACAUCGAAUACGGGACCAUCCACGGAGGCAGCACCAUGACUUUCUUCAUGAACUCUCGCUACCAGACGUACCAGCGCAUGUGGAACUACAUGAACUCCAAGCAGCCCAGCGUGUUCGUCAAAAGCACCGAGGAGGGCAUCGCCCGGGUGGUCAAUUCCAAGUACGCCUUCCUGAUGGAGAGCACCAUGAACGAGUACCACCGCGGCCUCAACUGCAACCUCACGCAGAUCGGGGGCCUGCUGGACACCAAGGGAUACGGCAUCGGCAUGCCGCUGGGUUCGCCAUUUCGAGAUGAGAUCACGCUGGCCAUCCUCCAGCUGCAGGAGAACAACAGACUGGAGAUCCUGAAGAGGAGGUGGUGGGAGGGAGGACAGUGUCCCAAAGAGGAGGACCAUCGUGCCAAAGGUCUGGGCAUGGAGAACAUUGGGGGCAUUUUUGUGGUACUCAUCUGCGGCCUCAUCAUUGCUGUGUUUGUGGCCAUCAUGGAAUUUGUAUGGUCAACACGCCGCUCGGCAGAGACCGAUGAGGUAUGCCCCCAUACCUGCCCUCGUCGAACCCACAGACACACCCCAGUGUCUGUCUGUCAGGAGAUGAUCACAGAGUUCCGAAACGCCGUCUCCUGUAAGAAGAGCGCUCGCUUGCGCCGCCGCCGCCCAUUCAGUAGCUCGGCAGCGGCCCUGCGCCACCCGAACCGCAUUGCCCUAGGGGCCCCGCGGCCUCUGCGAUUGGUCCGAGAGAUGCGCCUGAGCAACGGCAAACUCUACAGCGGUGCCGGCCCCCUCACCGGCGGGGCCGGAGGAGGAGGCGCGGGGCCACCUGACCUGGGCCCAGGUCCCCAGCGGCUCCUCGAAGAUCCCCUCGGAGCUAACGCCACCCCUCCUCCGCCGGCGCCCACCCCGAUGCCGCUGCCCAGUCGCAGUUGCACCCACGUGAGGAUCUGCCAGGAGUGCCGUCGCAUCCAGAGCCUGAGAUCGGACAGCAAUUUGGGUUCAACAAUCUCGAGGAUACCGCCGUCGUCGGCGCCCCUGCCCCGGCUGCCCCCACCGCCUCCCCCGUCCUCGUCCAACACGGACAGCGAGGGCGGAGGGGGUCCCAGCCCCGGGCGGCUGCACAGUCCCCCGCAUCACACCACCCGGCCCAUUCCUCUUCAACAGAACCUGAACAAAGCGGACCUAUUAGUGGACCAGGCCUGAGAGGGGAGGCAAGGUACUGCUUAAUCCCGAAACAGUGAAAAAAAAAAAAAUGGGAAGAUGAAGGAAUGAAGAAAAAUUAACCAGUGGAUACAAAAACACGGAAACUUGACCUUGAAGCCUACCGAAACAGCAGUGGCUUGCUCGCAUGCGCUUUUUAACACUCCCGUUUGGACAAAAACUGAUGGAAGUGUUCGUGGCAAGACCGUGCUUUUGAUUUUUUUACCUUUCUCCAUUCGAGUGACGCAUUUUUUUUCUCCUUUUUUCUUCCGAAGACACAUUCCGGAAGCUAACGAUACACUCGCUGGGGGACGUGUUGUACCUGUUUGCUGUUUUAAAUCGAACAGAAAAACUUCCUGAGGAUUAUUACAUGUUUUAUUCAUUCUUUGUCUUGUUUUGUUACCAUUUGUUCUAAGUGGAAGUUCAAUAAAAAGCCUUCAAUGUGACAAUUGCAGUGGAUUACGACAAUGACAGCAAGAAACAUGACUGCGGCUAAUUGUGUUUGAGAGUUUUGUGUCCCUCCCUUUGUCGCCGCCGCUAUUGGAAGGAUGGAAUUCAACAUUGUGCAAUUGCAAGAGUCUGGUUUGUAGUUCAUUCUUACUGGUGUGUGUGUGAGGAUUUAAAAUGAGCAGAACCUGUGGCGAGCAGCACAGCACCCUUCUAUUAAAGUCUCGCGGGAGGGUUUAAAAUAGGGAAUGAAUGUCCCUCGUUAAGCAGUUCCCUUGCCCGGGAGAUAUAAGGUAAGACAGAAGGAAACUAAAAAAGCAGCUAGGUCUUCAUCCUCUGUGAUUAGACGGGUCCUGAUCCUUUAAUUCUGGGAAUGUUUUUAAAGGCAGUUGUUAAUGCGCCAGCAAGCUGUGACUGCAGCUACAGACUUGGCUGUCCGGCGCGAAGGCCUUCUGCCAGAAUGAUAGACUCAACACAGCCUCGUCAAUACUGUCUCAAGCUUUUGAUUGCCUAAUUACUCCUCUCGCCUGGCCGGGGGAAGUUCUUGGGAAUUGAGCACGUUGAUGGCAUACUGAUGACUGGAUUGAGAAGAAAUAUGUUUUUCGGUUGGGUAAAACGACUCUCUUUUUUAAUUGCAAGUUGUUAAUGUUACGAGGCCCUGUCCUUUAGAGAAAAAUGCUAAAACAGGACCAGGACUGGUUUAAAACUGUGGCGAAUGGACUGUAUUUAUAUGGCGCUUUAUCCACACCAUCACAUGCCCAAAGCGCUUUACAAAGACUCACAUUCACACACCAGUGGGUGGCUGCUGCCGUGCAAGGCGCUGCCGGGCCCACUGGGAGCAAAUUAGAGUUCACUGUCUUGCUCAAGGACACUUCUACAAGCGGAGGGCCGGACCCAGGAUUCGAACCAGCUACCCUUCGGCCACUGGACGACCCGCUCUACCUACUGAGCCACAGCUAAACUGACAAUACACUGGAACCCCUAAUGGUCUUAACCCUUCAACGGAACCCUAGCUCCCUCACACCUCUAAACAUAACCCAAAACGUUUACCCUUUAAACCUAAACCACUAACUCAUUAACUCUUAACUGACCCCUAAAACCUACCCCUGAAACACCUGACUGUCAGCACCAACCCUGAUAACCGUAAAAUAAAAGCACUAGCCAACAAACCACUUUAACUUUCUCCCUUAACCCUGAAAAUCUUAACUGCCAAUCACCUAAAACCUAAACCCAAACCACCUCACCACCAACCCUGAUCGAUACCCCUCACCAUUUAACCCCUAAAGCACUAACCGUUUUUAUAAAAUCCCUCAACGGUACCACUAGCUUAUAUAAACCUUAUAUACGUGAUCACCUUGUCCCAGCACACACCUUAAACCAUAAUCCAUAUCCCUUACCCUUUAACCCAAACCCCUUAAGAGUAUCCCUCAACUUCCUAAACCACCAGCAAGGACACCCUUUAAACCUUGUCGCCGAACCACAAACCUAUUAACAUGAACAAUAAACCCAAUCUAUGUCUCUUACUCUUCAGCCCUAAACCACAACACAAGUCAUAAAGUUCCCUAACCUUAUCCUAUGUCACUUAUCUUGAACCCUUAGCUGUUUAUCCCCCCCUAAACACCUAACUCUUACAACUUGAUUGUAAAGCCCUCCGUGCCUAAACCCUAACCAUCUAACAUCUUAACAUUAUUUAUAAAACCUAAUCCAUAUCUCUUAGCCUUCACCCUGAACCAUUAACACUAUCUUCCCCAAAACCACCACUACCACCAAUGAUCUUCCUAAACAUUGUCGUGAAACCAUAAGCCCCUUACCAUUAACCCUAAACAAUGGUCCCCAAACCCUCUUAAACCUUUCCUAAACUGAGCAUCAGCGUGACAUCCCUUAAAAUUUAACGCUAUCCCCUGCCAAACCAUAAACCCUAAUCCAUAUCACUUACAUCUUCACUCUAAACCCAUAACCCUAACCACCAAAACACCAUUAGCCCUUUAACUCCCUAACAGCCUAAACCUCGACCAUCAACCCUCUUAAACCCUAAACCUCUAACCCUGGUCACCAAACACCUUGACCUUUACAAUAAACCUAGGCCCCUGAGCACCAGCAUGACAACCUUGAAAUUUAGCCCCUAAACCUUUAUCCAUACUCGUUACCUUUUAACCCAAAUCGACAAACCCCAUAACCACUAACUUCCCUGUCUUCCUAAGCCUUGACCAUAACAAAUGUAAACCCCAUACCCCUUGGUCGAAACCCUUAACCAUGAAUCCCCUUGACCAUGAAGCCCUCAGCUACUAAACCCAUAAUCUGAACCCUAACCCGCCCACGCACCAAAGGCUAAAAGUUAGUGCCUCAAUAACUACCUGACCACCACCCAAACCCCUUCAACCUGUUCUUGAAGCCUCCUCAUUUCAACUCAGAGCCUUAACACCCCUUCCCCCAUCCCUUCAGUGACUGUGACAACAAGGGUUCCAUCGAAAUUUAGCCGGAAUACAGGACGCGUGCCCCUCUGCUUGGAAUCGUAUAGCAGUCAGGAAUAUGACAAGAACGUUUAAGUCCGGUCCUGUUGAAGUUGGUUGAAACAACAACGGUGUCUGUUCCGUCCUUCAAUUCAGUCCCUAUUUAGCUGCUGAGAUAUUCCCAGCACAUUGCCCAGAGGAAACUAAAUGAAGGGAAUUGUUGAAUGUUGUAAAAUUCCCAGCUCACUUGUUCUCUGUUCAUGUUUAUUUGUGUCCUGUCUUUGAAGUUGCUGAUGCGAAACCUUCUGACAGCCACCAGUUUCCAUGUUUUUUGUUGUUUUUCUUUCCCCGCCUUUGGGCGGAGCACUUUUGUAGGAUAUCACCAUAAUGAUUUCUUGAAAGUGGCGUCCACCUCGGACCGAAUUUCAGCAUUUUCCCUCCCUUGCGAUCACAGCAGAUGUCUCUGAAAUUAUCCUGUGGUGUAGUGUGUGUACGAGUGAUGUUUGUUUUCUCCCUGAUCUAGACAAUGGCUGUAACGGAGUAUACACAUACCGAUAAUAGGAGCCUUGAGCCUUUUUUCCCCUCCUACGCGAUCCAAGUCAGUCAAGGCACAAUUCACAGAUGUCUCUGAAAGAUUAUCCUUAAUGAUUAUCCUGUGGUGUCUUAAGAAUAUUGUUUUCCUCCCCAAUUAGACAGUAAACCAUUGUCACACAUAGCAACAACCAGGUCAUAUUUAAACAUCCUCCCCCCCUUCCGAUCAGACUCAGUAAAAGCCCCAUUAUGGGAUACCUCUGAAAGGUGUGCGCAGGAGUGAUUUUUGCUCCCUGGUCUGCUCGGAAAACAGUUGAGGCAGACAAUUGUAAAGCGUUGUAAACACAUACAGAUAAUCGGGUCAAAUUUGAGCUUUUUCCCUCCUUGCAAUUAUUCUGACAGUUUGAUUAUUCUGUGGUGUGGGGUUUGUUCAGAGGGAUUUUUUUUCCUCUCCAGUCUGCUGGGAAAGUGGUCACAUGUGACAGUCGUAAUUGUUAAACCUGUUCAAUAUUUACGAUCUCAGACCCUUAUGAGUACAAUCAAAACGUUGUUCGGCCAAGCCACCAACUCUGUGAUUGUGAUAUGGUAAGCUAGUGAGCCUAGCUUCUUCUGUUCUUCUUCUUUUACUAUUGCUGCUACUUUUCAAGAACGACUCUUCCUUAUAUUUUCUGUCAUUUUGGUUCCCCUUUGACACCGUGCUCCCUAUUGCAGGUCAGUCUUGGUACUACGACAACCAUCACCAUUUGUGUGAGUACACCACACACUAAAACCGUUUUGAGCGGAAAAAAAUGGACGGACGGAUGUGUGGGGGGUCUCACAUUUUAAAAAUCAUCAAGAGGUUAACAAUCUGUGUGUGUGUACCCCCGCUUUAACAGUAGACUCCAUCCGAGCUUCAUUCCGCUUCCCUUUCAAGUGCAGAGGUGACGUUAAAAAAAAAAAACAACAAAACAAAUCAUUACUGGAACUCACAGCCGUCUGCAAUCAAGCCUGUUGUCCAAAAGCAUUUUGUACAAAAUGUCUUCUUUGUGUAUGUUUGAUAAAUAUUUUUUUUCCGCUUUCCAUUUUCUCUGCCAGCUUCAAAUCAACACAAUUAUGAGACUGGCAAGAAGAAAAGCAAACGUAUGUCAACUCUGUAUAAAAAUCAAGGGGAAGGGAGGGUCACAAAACAAAUAGGAUGUCUCGAGUGGUCACUCAUGCAAAAAAAAAAAAAAAAAGCGGGGGGGGGG